GAGAUCUAUACACACUCAUAACUGGCUAGAUUGUAUUGCCAUACUACUAUGUGGCCGGGUAGAUCAUAAAACACCCACCUUCUGGCCGGGUAGAUCAUAAAACACCCACCUUCUGGCCGGGUAGAUCAUAAAACACCCACCUUCUGGCCGGGUAGAUCAUAAAACACCCACCUUCUGGCCGGGUAGAUCAUAAAACACCCACCUUCUGGCCGGGUAGAUCAUAAAACACCCACCUUCUGGCCGGGUAGAUCAUAAAACACCCACCUUCUGGCCGGGUAGAUCAUAAAACACCCACCUUCUGGCCGGGUAGAUCAUAAAACACCCACCUUCUGGCCGGGUAAAUACUGUUAUGUGAUUUACAAACUUUAACAGUUCUAUCAAGACAUUUACUUAUAACGGAGAACUUCUGUUAUUAUUUUGUGACAUAAUCGUCCUUAAUGAAUGUGUAUAACAAAGUGUUGUUAUUCGUUGUCUGUGGACGGCCUGACAUUGUAAACAAGGUGAGUGAUCACACGUGACUACAAACGUACUGUGGUUUCUAUACAUACACAUAUAUUCUACAACAAAAUACUCCAAUUGGUAACAACCACCAACCAUAGGAUUUAGAAGAGAAUCGGGACUUUGUGAACACUCCAGAUUUGUAUUCCUAAUAUUGAAAAAGGUUUUUCUUUGUGAUUGUUUUGUCAGUAUGGAGCAAACUGCUCCACUGUGAAAUCAACUUUGGAUAGUCAAAAAGCGGUUUUGCAUAAUUUUAUUAAAAUGGCUACAUCCCUAUACAAAGCUCAGAUACCUUUUCGUAUCAAAGGUCAAAUCACCUGUACACACCACAAAGGGAGACAACUAGACCUUUACUGUGAAGAAUGUCAAGUUCCUGUUUGCAUCAAGUGUGUAUCUACUGUACAUAAGAGUCACCCUUUGUGUGACCUUAGUGAAAAUACUCAUCAAACUAAACAGGAUAUUCAAAGCUUUAUAGACAAAACUGAGAAAGUGGACCUUGUACAAAUCGACCAGUACAUCACUUCUACUGAUAAACAACUAAAGGACAAUUCUACCAUUUUUGACAAACUUUCAAAACAGUUAAAGAUACAAACAAACAAAUUAAAAGAAGAUCUGGACAUGCUAACAGCUCAGACUCUGUCUCUCUAUAAACAAAUGGAGGAAGAUAAUACCAAGCUACUCCAAACCUACAAACAGGACCUGGAAUCGUACAACACUCAGCUAAAACAUCAGGUGCAAGAAUGUAAGAUAGCCCUUCAGCGUGGCUCCGACAUACAAAUCUACGACACAGGAUGUGAGAUUCAAUCUCCAGUCACUCUCCCUGUAAAACCUGCCCUGAGUACUGCUAGCUUCAGUCCAAACAAAAAUCCUCAGGGUCACCUUGAACAAGCUUUGGGAGAAGUUAUCACAUCAGGCCAAGGUCAGGAUCAAGCUUUACGAAGUCAUGAACGGCGGUCAGUUGCAUCAUCUGCUAGACAAAGACCAUCCCUUUCACAACAGAGGUCAGAAAGAAAAGAAAGGACGCUCUCUAUACAACAAAUAUCGAAAGGAAGAAAGCAAGUGAAAAGUCCAGUAUAUACCCUGUUACCUCAGACCAAGGUGUUGGGGGAGUGGACGUCUCGAUGUUUGAUACAUUCUGUAUGUCCAACAACUGAUGGUCAGAUGUGGACCAGCCACCAUGACAGUAACACCUUAAUUCUACUGCACAGUAACGGCAGAGUAAUACAGGAGGUUAAACACAAUACUGACAUCAUGGACACAAGUCUGUCAUCAACAACCAACACACUGUGGGUCUGUGACAAAGAAAACAACAUCACAGAGCUCGUGUCAGGACGACUAGUACACAGAUUCAGCACCAGAGAGAAACCACAGUGUAUCUGUAUUACAGCUAAUAACCAUGCCAUUGUGGGGAUGGUCAAACAUAUCUCAAAAUUUACAACGAAAGGUAAAUUGGUAUGCUUUUCAGUGGCAACGGGGACUGGGGUGCCAUUAGUGUGUACACCAUACAGGAUCUCAAAGUGUCCUGUCACUCACAAUGUGGCAGUGGCUGAUUUGGAUGGUACAUACAAUGGUGGUCGAGGGAUACCAUAUGUUAUUGUCAUGGACACAGAUUUCAAGAAACUAUUUGUAUAUCGUGGUGAAGUCACCCGUGCAUGUCGACUAUUUAUCCCCUAUGAUGUGGUGUAUGACAGCGUGGGUAACCUUGUAAUAGCGAACGGUAUCAACAACCGUAUCCUACUUAUCAGUGGGCGUGGUGAGUUCCUCAGUAUCAUACACACAACUGCCAGCUGUAUACGGGCUGUUGGUGUAGACACGGGGGAUGUUCUGUGGGCAGUGUCUGGGAUUAACAAUGUCAAACUACUACAGUACAGCAGUAAGUGACAUCUUGACAAACCACAACGUGUAUAUAUAGUAACCACGACAACUGACACUGACAGGAUUAUGGAAGUUGUCAGGAUCACUUGAUAUAAACUAUGGACUAUGUAUCUCUACAAACAAGACAUAUAUUACAAUUAUUGGAAAAAUAAAUAUAAAAAGAUCUAAAGGUAGCAUAACUUUAUUGAUACUGCUUCUGACUUAACCUUCGGCGUUAGAGGAAACCCGUCGUUAGGCACAGCUAUUUGGUGAUUGAUACAUGGUGAUGAUGGAGUAACAAUUAAAGUCAUGUGACUUCAAUAAAAUACAAUAUUUUCACUGAAAUUAAUUUUUACUAAAGCCUUUUACUCUCUUUUUUAGUAUUUUUCUGUACACGUUGUUAUCUCCCUUCAAUUAAAUGCAGAACAUAUAUCUAGUUCAUUGUAUUAACUAUACCAUUUAACUUUUUUUAAAGCUUUUUAAAAACAAUUUUGAAUAAUUUGCAAUCAAAGUGCAGGGUUUUAAUAGAAAAACUGAA
Mizuhopecten yessoensis (Yesso scallop) is the source of this 2890-nucleotide messenger RNA. RefSeq lists its product as uncharacterized. Lineage: Eukaryota; Metazoa; Mollusca; Bivalvia; Pectinida; Pectinidae. Gene Ontology annotation, cellular component: chromatin; nucleoplasm. The record is from RefSeq and is a predicted model, not a curated record. The coding region runs from base 760 to 2379 and encodes 539 amino acids. The transcript has a single exon. Gene Ontology annotation, molecular function: zinc ion binding; ubiquitin-protein transferase activity. Gene Ontology annotation, biological process: positive regulation of DNA-templated transcription.